Molecule: messenger RNA, 2154 nt
Organism: Anoplopoma fimbria (sablefish)
Lineage: Eukaryota; Metazoa; Chordata; Actinopteri; Perciformes; Anoplopomatidae
Product: serine/threonine-protein phosphatase with EF-hands 2-like
Exons: 16
Coding region: 1-2154 (717 amino acids)
Biological process (GO): negative regulation of MAPK cascade; detection of stimulus involved in sensory perception
Cellular component (GO): nucleus; cytosol
Molecular function (GO): calcium ion binding; Hsp90 protein binding; manganese ion binding
Source: RefSeq, a predicted model, not a curated record
AUGGGAUGUGGCAUGGGAAAAUCUGAACUACAGCUGAAGAAAUGUGAAAGAGCAAUCAGAGCGGCUCUGUUGAUCCAGCGUUGGUACCGUCAGUAUGUCGCACGGCUGGAGAUGAGACGCAGGUGCACGUGGAAUAUCUUUCAGUCUAUUGAAUAUGCAGGAGAGCAGGACCAGAUCAAGCUCUACAAUUUUUUUGGCUUCUUGAUGGACCACUUCACUCCAGCCAGCAGUGAAAGAAACCUAAUAUCUCACAUCUUUCGCAAGAAUGAAAUCUGCCGUGACACAGAGUGGGAGCGAUAUUUUUGCUACAAGAGCAUUGAGGUAAGCGAUAGCUACACCGGCCCCCAUCUGACCUUCCCUGUGACCUUCUGUGGGGUGUCGAAGCUGGUUGAGGCCUUCAAGCACAAACAACAGCUUCAUGCUCGAUAUGUUCUGCAGCUUCUUGGAGAAACUUGGAGACUUUUAAAAAUUCUUCAAAACAUCAGUCACAUCUCUGCCUGCCAUACAAAGCCGAUUACCAUAUGCGGAGAUUUACAUGGGCAACUUGAGGACCUGCUGUUGAUAUUCUAUAAGAAUGGUUUGCCAUCCUCCGAGAAGCCGUAUGUCUUCAAUGGAGACUUUGUGGAUCGUGGUAAAAACUCCUUAGAAAUCCUGCUCAUCCUUUUUGGGUUCCUGCUGGUCUAUCCCAACGAUGUCCAUCUUAACAGAGGGAACCAUGAGGACCACAUUGUUAACCUGAGAUAUGGUUUCACUAAAGAAGUUUUGGGAAAAUACAGGGUGCAUGGCAAGACGAUCCUAAAGCUCCUCCAGAAGAUUUUCAGCUGGCUGCCUCUGGCCACAGUGAUUGAUAACAAGGUGCUGAUAGUGCAUGGUGGGAUCUCUGACACCACAGACCUCAACCUGAUAGCCAGAGUGGACAGACACAAAUAUGUGUCGGCUCUCAGGCCUCCAAAGGUGACCCACCAAGCAGUCAAUGGCAGUAAGACUCAAACAAUGAACAACAGGAACAGGGAGGACAGUGAACCAGUGGAGGGCCGGCGUCGAGUGUGUUCUCUGACUAACCACAGCUCGGCGACAGUUCACAGGCACGAACUCCCACGCCGUUCGCUCCACAACGCGCCCGUGAGCAGUCAACCCAACUGGUCGGUGGAAGAGGAGCUGAAAAGGAGGCGCAGGCUGGCUGGAUUCGACCAGACCUACGGUAAACUGAAGAAGUCUGGGUCUGACUCAGACCCGGAGUCUGGAGAAACAACGGACACAGAUGUUGAUGAGUGGCAACAAAUAGUGGAUUUGUUGUGGAGUGACCCAAUGCCCCAAAAUGGCUGCGUUCCCAAUGAGGUGCGAGGCGGAGGCUGCUACUGGGGCCCAGAUGUCACUGAGGAGGUUCUGGGAAGACACAACCUCCAGCUCCUCAUCCGCUCCCACGAGUGCAAACAGGACGGCUAUGAGUUCUGCCACAACCGCAGGGUGCUGACUAUAUUCUCAGCGUCUAACUACUACGAGGUGGGCAGUAACAGAGGAGCCUACAUCAGAAUGGGACCCGAUCUGGUUCCCCACUUUGUUCAGUAUCAGGCCAGCAGGACAUGCAGAGAGCUCACCCUGAGACAAAGUGUCGGGUGGACAGAGAGAUCAGCUCUGCAAGCUCUGAGGAAACAACUGUUCGUGCAUAAGUCAGAUCUCAUCAGUGCCUUCCAGGAGUUUGAUCCUAACAACAAAGGGAUGAUCUCUCUGAGGCACUGGGCCAGCGCCACAGAGAGAGUACUAAACCUGGGUCUACCCUGGAGGGUGCUGCGCCCUCAGCUUGUCAGCAGCACCCAGCAUGGAAUGGUCGACUACCAGCAGUGGAUAAGGGAGCUCUCCAUCACUGAGCCCAAACUGGAGAUCUCAGAUAACAGCAUCCUGGAGACUAUGUACAAAAACCACUCCAACCUGGAAACCAUCUUCCGAAUCAUAGACACAGAUAACUCAGGUUUGAUCUCUUUCGAGGAGUUUCGUCAGACCUGGAAACUCCUGAGUUCUCAUCUUAAGACAGAGAUCAGUGACAAGGCCAUCGCAGACCUGGCCCAGAGCAUCGACUUCAACAAGGACGGGAGCAUCGAUAUCAAUGAGUUCAUGGAGGCUUUCCGGCUGGUAGACAUCUCUGCACAUACCUGA